CCGAGUCUCCGAACUCCCGCUUUCUUUUUUUCUCCUCGCUGCUCCGGAUCACCGGCGUGCCCCACCAUGUCAGAUGCGGCUGUGGAUACCAGCUCCGAGAUCACCACCAAGGACUUGAAGGAAAAGAAGGAAGUUGUGGAGGAGGCACAGAAUGGAAGAGACGACCCUGCCAACGGGAAUGCUAAUGAGGAAAAUGGGGAGCAGGAGGCUGAUAAUGAGGUAGAUGAAGAAGAAGAAGAAGGUGGGGAUGAAGAGGAGGAGGAGGAAGAAGGUGAUGGUGAGGAGGAGGAUGGAGAUGAAGAUGAGGAGGCGGAGGGAUCUACAGAAAUGAUGGAACAGGGGGUGAACCAAAGCAACAGUCAUACUCAGUAA
Molecule: messenger RNA, 372 nt
Organism: Dipodomys ordii (Ord's kangaroo rat)
Lineage: Eukaryota; Metazoa; Chordata; Mammalia; Rodentia; Heteromyidae
Product: prothymosin alpha-like
Exons: 1
Coding region: 67-372 (101 amino acids)
Biological process (GO): positive regulation of transcription by RNA polymerase II; negative regulation of apoptotic process
Cellular component (GO): nucleus
Molecular function (GO): histone binding
Source: RefSeq, a predicted model, not a curated record